AUGCGAAGUGUCAAAUGCGUCUGACAGGUGAAGUAAAUAAAUAAUCCUGAAAAAGGGUCAUCAUAUGUACCCGGUUGGCUACAGUGAGUGGUGAUAUUUUCCGGCUGGACGCCACUUCCAGAUUACUGUGCGCAAUUGCAAGAAAUGAUUUCGUUUUCGUCAUUAUUUCUCUAACAAUCCUGCUCACUUUCAGAUGCGUGUGAAAAAAAGGUUGGUGUGCCUGGGCUAAUUGUUUUGUUUCGCUUCAAACACUAUCCUACUACGGACAAAAGCCAAGUGAGGUGUUUGUGAGGAAAGAUUUUCCCACAUGCACCAUCGUCACAAUCCUCACCCAAACCUAGUCUGAAGAAUCGUCCUACGUCAUCGUCCUUUUGCAUUGAGUUUUGCACCUGAUUGAGCAAUGAUGUAAAUGAGCGAAAGCAUGUCCAACCUACUGCGGGCCUGCGAUGUAACAGCGAAAAAUGUAUGUGUACCGUGUUUCAGGAUGAGUGCACCAAGUCAAAAAAUAGCGGCUCAACACAGCGUUGAGAACAACGAUGAUGGUGGUGCAUGAAGCAACUUACCGCGUAACCGUUAACACACCUGUAAGAUGUCAGUAGAAUACGAUAGAAACAAAACGAAAAUGUCCUGCUGCGGCAUGCCGCCGUCAUCGUUUCAGCUGGCUGCUAGAUACGUAUCAACACCAUCUGCUGCAUCAUAUGUAUAAAUCAAGGGCACAUCUUGCGAGUGGACAGGCCGUUUGGUGGCUAAAAAUAAACAACAAUGCACGGAGAACAUCGUUACUGUACCCGAGGUGGUCGUUGUUGCCGCUGUCGUAGCUAUGAACGUAAGCUCGUGGUUAGUUCCCAGUUGCAGUUGAACCCGAUCGCUGCAGCUUCUUUAGCGUCCUACGUUCGGACGGCAUGUUUACUGUCUUAUAUAACGACAGCGAGUGCAGUGAUACAAACAACAGUGUCGAGCGAUCCUAUUCGGUCUCCAGUUUAAGGUACCUUGUAAAACUUAAAAAGAAAAGCACAUAAUGGAUAAAUCGGUGCCCGAAACAAGCCGUUCAAAACCUCCCGCUGGUAGCGCAACAAACAUGACCAACAACGUUAGCACCAGCGGAAAGAACAAACGACCGUUUCUUGGUUUGCUUUCGAAGCGUUCGUCACGUGUUGAGCCGCAACGAUGUUCGGAAAGUGAAGACGAGAACCAAACGAUUGACAGUGGAUCGAGUUUAAGUUUGCUCGGCAAUCAUCAUACUAUUCCGCCACAGCAGGCAACGAAAGCAAGUAACAACAGCGGUGGUAACAGUAACGGUGGUUUAGUAACCACUACGACUACAUCCACUAGCAGCACCAGUCAGCGGCAAGAUUCGUCCAAUCCAAGCGAUACCAACUCAUACCAGUUGCUCUCUACGUCAUCAACGACGACAACGACUACCACCACCUCGUCCACGGGUCUGGAAGGUUCAACGGCGACGAAAAUUCCGACUGCAGUACGAAAACGAGACAAUUCCUCUACCCGUAUCUCGCUUGGCAAUCGUUUGAGCAGCUACGUUUCGGGAGGGAACACAUCUACUGCUGGCGGUGGUGGACAGUUCAAUCUAUGCUGCUCGAUCGACGAGGCAAUUGUGAAGUCACCGCCGCGGAAUCGCUACUCGCACCCAGCUACGGGCAGUUCUAGUGCUGGUAGCGAUUCGUACGAUCUUGAGAUGCAACAGCGUCGGCAACAGCUGAAGCUGGAAUUAACUGCAAAAUCGAGCACCAGCUAUCCGAUAGAGAAAUCAAGCCCACUGCGCCACCGUCGACCGCUGGAGGUUGGACCGCGAGUUGAAACGCCCCAGGAAGAAUACGACGUUAAUGGACGUACCCCUAAAGCAACCGUAUCACUCGUGAACAAUCGCGUGGUAACAAAGCCGAUCGUUUUCCGUGAAUACCAGAACCAUACGCAACGUGCAAUUAUGUCAAGCAAGUCACGGUUCAAAGAACGAUUCUUACCGCCACUGCAUCGUUGCAAUAUGGACGGCUACGAAAAGAUGGAACAGCACUAUAGUUCUCCGAAUAUUGCAGAAAAGGAGGAUGAUUUACUACUCCCCGGUGGAUGCGAUACGCUGGAUCAGCGCGAAUCUCGCAAAUCAAUGUCGUUCGACAUGGUAACGACUUCAUCCGGUGCAGUCGGGAUUGGAAGCGGUAUGGACGAGUCGGAAGCGAAUGCAAAAGCACCACCUGGAUCGGCCGAUUCGCUCGCUCGUCAAGCACUUAUGGCAGCACACGUGCUCAACUUAAUUCCGGCAGAAAAGGCACGCCAGCGAAACUUCUUACAUGGACGUCUCGGUUCGACUUCGCUGUUGGGAGCGACCGAGCUGGACAAAAUACUUCCAACACGGGAAGUUACCAUCUUUAUCGGCACGUGGAACAUGAACGGUCAGAGCCCACCGCGACAGAUGAAUGACUUUGUGCUCCCGACAGCACUCGAGCAUGUACCAGAUAUUAUUGUGUUCGGCACACAGGAGUCCUGCUCGGAACGGUUCGAGUGGGAAGUAACGCUACAAGAGACGUUGGGCCCCACGCACAUACUGUUACAUUCCACCAGCCUCGGUACGCUACAUUUGGCCGCCUUUAUCCGGCGAGACUUGAUAUGGUUUUGCUCGGAGCCGGAAGAUGCCUGCCUUUCGGUACGGCCCGGUACAGCCUUUCGCACUAAAGGUGCGGUCGCGAUCUCGUUUUGCCUGUUUGGCACCUCGUUCCUGUUCGUCACGUCACACUUGACGGCUCACCAGCAGAAAGUGAAAGAACGCGUAUCGGACGUUAAAAAGAUCAUACACGCACUCGAUCUUCCGCGCAACCUGACGGUGAAACACCGGAACAAGGACGUUACGCAAAAUUUUGAUAGCGUGUAUUGGUGUGGGGAUCUAAACUUUCGUCUGAGUGAACCGAGAGAGAAGCUGAUGCAGUGGAUCGAAACGACACAAUUCCCGCUACCGGCUCAUUUGCCGCACGGGUUUAUGCAUACGGAUCAGCUGACUUCAGUGCUAUCGGAUGGAGCUGCCUUUCGUGGGUUCCGAGAAGCCAAAAUUACCUUCCCGCCAACGUAUAAGUACGAUCCCGGUACACAGCGUUUCGAUUCCUCUAGUAAACAACGUGCUCCCGCGUACACCGAUCGGAUAUUGUACAAAUUUAAACCAUUACCAGUAACUACCGUUCAUCGGCGUAGCUCAAAUUUACCUCCUGGAGGUAAAAUUUCACACCCUCCCUCGCCGGUAAAAUGUCUGGCAUAUGAUUCCGUGCAGAGCAUAACAUCAUCCGAUCAUAAGCCGGUAUGGGCACUGUUCCGGAAUAUUAUCCGGCCUGGUAUUGAUACCGUACCACUCGCAGCCGGACUGUUCAAUCGAGAGGUUUAUCUGGAAGGAAUGAAACGCCGUUUGGACAAUUCUGGAGCUGGUUCAUCAGCCGUGUGCAAUAUACAAUGACGCCGGUUAUUCGACCGUUAAGGUAAGAAGUGUCACACAACAUAUAGAAUGGCUGAAGCUAGCUGAGACACCAAUAGCCCGAAAGGUACUGAUAUAGGUAAUGCGAUCAAGCAGGGAAUUUAAAUGGAGCAAUGAAUUGAUCAAACCAUGCGAUUUGACAAUGGUGCAACGCUGGAGCUUAAUAUUGAUAAGAUACAACACUUUCCCCUACAGAAGUGCGCUAGGAAUUAAGUAGCGGUGGAACCUAAACCCCCAAAAAUCUGGUAUAUGGUAUAUUAACCAUUGAGACGAAUAGUAUGACUGUGCAAGGGCAGUUAGACAUACUAUAUGGAGUCUCCUGUAUUCCUUCACCAACCAUAUACGGUGCAAACCAAGGUCAGUUUUACCUGACGAAAAGUGUUAGGUAGUUACUUUGAAUAGUUUCCUUACUCAACGGAAAGCCUUAAGUGUUCCUUCUUCAUCUACUCUAGUCAGCGGUGCGCGGUUUACUGAAAGCGAUCGCCAUAUUUCUAGUCAUUUAAUACACACUUACUCUACAUGGUAAGGCCGGUUUAGCGCCAGGAAUGGAUAAUUGUAUUGUUAAAGUACUGGCUUUAGUAUCUUCAGAUUAGAUACCAAAAAUUGAAACAAGUGUUUAGCACGAGUGUGAAUCUGUAUUCAUAGAAGCAUUACUGUAAUGCAAUUGAAAACCAAAAACUAGAAUAGCAUAGAAACGUGAGGCAGAGUACUUGUGGAUGACACAAAUGAUCCUACUGCUAUGAUAAAGCAUACAAGAAAAGAUUGCCAUUGACUUCAGGCGAGUAAAAAGACAAAAGAAACCUGUAGCCUUUCUCUAUUGAUUAGAUUUACUAGAAAAGUGUAUACAAUAUAGAUAUAUAUAUAUAGUAGGGAAGGUGUCUGUGUAUGUAUAGGACUCUGUAUGAGUAUCUUGUGUUCCGAUAGAUGUAAACCUGUGGCGGAUAUACGAAAAUGUAAUCGUUCCUUACGAUAGUGCUUAUGGCAGUAUAAGACGGUGAUCGUACAUCUUUCGGUUUUGCUUGUGGAAAGGAAAGAAGGGAAGAUAAAAUUUUACAAACAUAUCUAAAGCACUAGAUAAUGUCAAUUUACAUUAAGAAAAGCUUUUCUUGUGAGCCGCCACAGACGUUUCUGUGGUGUGUAAAAGAUAUAGUCAUGAUACUAUUUUAAUUUGCUGAUAAAAAUUGCGAUUUUAAAAAUCUGAUAUAUUAAUAUUUAUCAACGUAAUUGUGGAUACGAUGGAGUUGGCAUAUGCUAUUUAUUAUAUAUUAGUUAUAUUACUUGCUGCUAAGUGCUGUUCGUAAAAUUUUAAAUAUUUUUAUUUUCUUUAUUUAUUUCAUAAUUUAAAAUCUUUAUCCUAAUGUUUGGUUUUUUCAUGUUGAAAAAUAUCUCGAGUUAAUUCGGUCGAAAUCCUUCACAACUCAGCAGUCGUGGUUUGGAUGUCAGUAACUUUAAUUAACGACAAUGUCUGGACAAACGGGAUCUGGUAGUGUGAUAGUUAGAAGAACAUUAGUGUAACGCUCAUGUGUAGGUAAUCAGUGCACACAUAUCUACCGGUAGCCGAUGUGCUGCUGUUCGCCGAUAGUGUAUUCUAAAUACCAGUAGCAAUUUUGUUCGACCCGAGCAACAGUCCAACUAUUUCGAUGGUUAAGAAGCGAAGCAAACAUCUAUCUAACUUACAUCUGUGCCUUUUGCUGUUUUACAAAUAACACAAGUUGUUGUUCUAAAUCUAUUGGGCAGAAGGACCACUAAGAAACUGUAUGUUAGACUCUUUACGUAUGAACGAGGGAAUUUAUGAUCUCGAUAACUUCAACUCAUGUCCCGCAUAGUUGACCGUUUGUUCUACUUAGUAAAAAUCACCACUUUUGAAGUUUACUCCAUAACACGCAAUAUUCCAUAAUUUCAGUUCCACUAAUGAUGCAUGCAUUCCUACAUACAUUCUCCAGUUAAAGAUAUCCCUGAAUUUGAGCGAUCGAAUACUACGCAAUCGGAAGUGAUUAGUUUAAGAUGGUUCGUGUUUUAAUCGCAGCUUUAGAUUACCCGGUUUUAGAAAGUUUAGUUUUUAUGUAAGCUAAAAAGCAAAGGAUUAUAGCAAUUCUAUUGGAAAGCGAAGAAGCAACUCUAAUGCAACUACUUUAAGUUGGAAUGUGUAUAAGGAUCGAAAAUUAAGAAAUGUAAAUUCAUUCAUUCCCUCAUGCUGUUAGCCUUAGUCUUAGACAUGUGGACGACAAUGAACGGGACAUCAACCAAUAUACGACGUCAGCAGAUAGGUUAACUGCUUAUCAAAAAGGCUACACAAUAUAACUCAAAUGAGAACUGUAUCGACAUCUUCCAAAUGCGUUAUUUUAUAGGCAUGUAUAACACGUAACAUAAUAGACAAAAGAAAAGAAAAAAGGUCAGAAAACAUUUUUAUAGCAUCUAAGCAACUAUAAUCAUGGAACACUUUUCUUAACACACAGAUCUUAACGCCAUUCUAGAGGUAACACUAUUGCUCUCUAGAACAAUUAGAAGAAAUAUCGUAUCCUAACAGAACCACAGAUUUUGCUCAUCUAGGCCAGUAAUGAUUGUAAAGAGAAUAAAACCAUACCACGAAUCGGUGAUGAUGCUGAUUUCUUUUACCAUUUUCA
Molecule: messenger RNA, 6093 nt
Organism: Anopheles funestus (African malaria mosquito)
Lineage: Eukaryota; Metazoa; Arthropoda; Insecta; Diptera; Culicidae
Gene: INPP5E
Product: inositol polyphosphate 5-phosphatase E
Exons: 3
Coding region: 1019-3451 (810 amino acids)
Biological process (GO): phosphatidylinositol dephosphorylation
Molecular function (GO): phosphatase activity
Source: RefSeq, a predicted model, not a curated record